AUACGUUCUUAAGAUUUUCUGUAUGCCAUGACUCUAAACUUGGCGGGAGAAUAUUUUGAUAUAGGUUUUAAAAACCUGCACUCGAAAAAAUAGAUGAAGAUAUUUAACAAAGAAUUGAAAGGAGGAAAAUGAAUCGAUAUGGAGUCUGCUGAUCUGUCAAUAGAACCUGCUGACAAAGGGAAUGUUCGCACAAAGGAGGAUGUUUGCGAGAUUUUAGAAUUAGCCACAAUUAAAGAAUCCGAUUUAAAUUCCGUGACACAAUGUCUGUAUCCGAUGAAGGAUCAUCAGGUUGACAACCUGAUAUUGUUGGAGGUAGACGAGCACAUAUUAGGAGCACUAAACGAGGGUGAUACAGUAUCAUUUCGUGGUAACAAGCAUGACAAUGCUACACUAUGCACGCAAACUCGGACUUACGAGAUCAGAGAGGCCGAGAUAUCUAACUCAUGGUUGUUGAUACCAAACUUGAAGCUGGGCAAAGCGACAGACAUUGGGAAAGUGGAUGACAGAACUGUAGAGAAAUGUAAUGUAAAAAAGAUAUUCAAUUCAUACUAUGAGGUUAAGGAAACCAAGCCUGAUCUGGCAGGUUUAUCUACUCUGCUUAAUUCGUCGUCCUUCAAGGGAUUAGAAUAUGAAUCUAUGGUAGAUCAAAAAACAUUGUAUAGUUGGGAAAGAUUACAGAGUGAGUUGCAAGCCAGUGAUCACGAAUUAAAGCAAGCUUUAACAGAUUUCUUAAUAGCUGAUAUAGAUGGUUACUUGCGUCUUGUGUCGUUUGACGUGGAAGCAAGAAGUUUGAAUUUGAUGUUGGAUUAUUUUGAAGAACAGUCUUGGGAACUUGAUGAAGUAGAUAAAGAGAAAACUUAUGAAAGUUUAAAAGAGCUUAUUCACAAACCUGUCUUUGAUGUUAUAUUUGAAAGAUAUACAGAAGUAAGCACAAAAACAAAGGAUGGCAGUCCAUUGUACAUGUACAAUGAAGAAAAAUGUUGUGCAAUGAUAGCGAAAGUUCUUCUCGCUGCCUCUCCUGUCACUGAAUAUGAAGAGUUCAUAGAAACAUGGAAUCUGGGAACUCCCGAUAAAAUGCAACCAAAAGAAAAAUAUUUACGUGGAUCGGCCCUUGUAACAUACAACACUUCGAAAAUGCAGAAGGAAAUUGUAUCUUGUCCUGAGGUGGAUCUACCUAAUAACAUUCACGAUAGACUUAAUGAACUUUUCCAAAUUAAGGCUAAAUGGACUAUUGAAGAGAUAACACCUUAUAUUACGCGUUUUACAAAAGGUGCAAUGAACGCUAAUGCACUUUUAACCAAGUAUGCCAGAUGUUCGACAAAAAAUGGGAUAAAAUAUUACGGAUCAAAACAUGGCAAGUGAUAUAGCGAUUACAUUUGUAGUAUGCAUUCAAUUGUUUUACAAUAAAUACUUAUACAUAUGUUGUUGAUUAAUUGUAUUAAUGCCAGAACGAUAUUUCAUAAUUGUCUAUGUUAAAAUAAUACGCGUAAUUUAUUUAACUUGUAAUCGUGUGUUACACAUAGUUACAUUUAUACAAUUUGUAAGUAUUUUUGAGACGAAAUAAGAUUGUAUAUAAUUAUUUUCAUUUAUUUCACUGACGUAAUAAUGACAUCAAUGAUAUAUUAUCAAUGGUAUGUUAUCAAUUAUUCAUUAAAGGACCAUAAUUUCAGAUAA
Solenopsis invicta (red fire ant) is the source of this 1674-nucleotide messenger RNA. Its product is annotated as sister chromatid cohesion protein DCC1. The record is from RefSeq and is a predicted model, not a curated record. Lineage: Eukaryota; Metazoa; Arthropoda; Insecta; Hymenoptera; Formicidae. Gene Ontology annotation, biological process: mitotic sister chromatid cohesion; maintenance of mitotic sister chromatid cohesion. The transcript has 8 exons. The coding region runs from base 139 to 1362 and encodes 407 amino acids. Gene Ontology annotation, cellular component: chromosome, centromeric region; chromatin; Ctf18 RFC-like complex.